Messenger RNA from Plasmodium falciparum 3D7, 10044 nucleotides. RefSeq lists its product as uncharacterized. Gene Ontology annotation, biological process: positive regulation of DNA-templated transcription; rRNA processing. Gene Ontology annotation, cellular component: preribosome, small subunit precursor; nucleus. NCBI's taxonomy places the organism in Eukaryota, Apicomplexa, Aconoidasida, Haemosporida, Plasmodiidae. The record is from RefSeq and is a predicted model, not a curated record.
AUGGAUUCUUUAUCAUUAUUAGAUGAAUUCGAGCAUGACUUGACAUCUCUAAUUUUGGAAUCUAAAAAAAAGAACAUAUGUGUAAAAGAAAAAACAGAAAUUUGUAUUAUAAAAAUAAAGAAUUAUAAUAGCAUAUUGGAAUAUAAUGGGAAUCAAUUAUUAUGUGAUUUUGAAUUUCCAUUAAAUGAUAUAUUAGAAAUAAUUAAUAUAUGUAUGAACAUAAAUAAUUAUAAAAUUAAUAAUAUUUGUUUAUCAGUUAUACAAAAAAUUGUUCUUUAUAUAUUAUGCUUAAUUGAUAAUAAAGAAUUAAUUAAUAAAUUUGAUGAAAUAAAUAUUGAAAAACAUAUAGAAAUAAUUACAAAUAAAUUAUUUGAUUUAACUUUUCUUGAUGAUAGAAAAAUAUUAAUUAAGAUAUUACAAAUCAUAUUAACAGCUUUUUCGUCAAAAUAUAUUGAAUAUUAUAACAAAGAUAAUAUAGAUACAAUUUUGAAAAUAUUAUAUUCUAUAUAUUAUUCCUCUCUUUAUGAUAAAAACCUUAUUCUAUAUCAAACCUGUUGUGCUGCUUAUGAACAACUACUUAAUUCCCUUAUUGAUGUAUGUAAUAAAGAAGGUCUUAUGAAUAUGGAGGACUCUAGCAAUGUAAAUCUGUCCGAAGGUACAGAAGAUAAUGUUAAGAAGAAGAAAAAAAAGAAAAAAAAAAAGAAAAAGAAAGAGAACAGAGAAAUUGGCAAGAUGAACCAAGAAGAUAAUAAUAGUAUUAGUAAAAAUGGAUAUAUGAUGAAUAGUAAUAUUAACAAUAACAUAAAUGAGGAAUAUAAUAAUGAUAAUAAUAAUGAUAAUAUUAAUAAUUAUUAUAAUAGACCUUAUGUGAAUAAAUAUACGAAUGAUCAAAAUAGUGUACAGUAUUAUUUUGAAAAUUUCGUUUUACCAUACAAUACGAAUGAUCAAAUAGAUUUAAUUUAUAUAAAUAAUAUGGAAAAUAACAAACAUAUGAAAAAUAAAAAUAAACUGCUGUCAUUAAUUCAUUACUUAUGUUAUUGUUGUUUUGUUAAUAUUCGGUCGAAAUAUAAUACCGAAAGUUUUAGUAACAUGGAGGAUAGAAAAUCAAAGGAAGAGGGAGAUAAUAAUAAUGAUCAUUAUAAGGAAGAAGAAAGUUGUGAAGAGUGGAAUAAAAUAAAUAACACAAAAAAUGAGGAUAUAAAUAAUGAUGAUAACAAUAAUGAUGAUAACAAUAAUGAGGAUAACAAUAAUGAGGAUAACAAUAAUGGGGAUAACAAUAAUGGGGAUAACAAUAAUGGGGAUAACAAUAAUGGGGAUAAUAAUAAUGGUGAUAUGAAGAAGGACAUAAAUAAGAAUAUAAAUAAUAAAAACAAUAAUGAUAAUAAUCAUAUAUGUAACAAUAAUAUAGAUGAUGGAAAAGACAAUGUAAUAAAAAAUCGUUUAUCCGAUGUUUCAAAAUGUUCAUCCUUCUCAAAUACAAAAAAUGAAGAAUAUAAUAGAAAUUUCGCAGGAUGUAAUAAUACGAAUUCUUUCUUAAUAGAAGAAAAGACAAAUGUAGUUAAUAAAGAUGAAUAUAAUAAAAGAGAGAUUUCGAAACAUGAAGAUAUUAAUAAUAUGAAUAAUAUGAAUAAUAUGUAUAAUGUAAAAAAUUCUAAUAUUAAAAAGUUUUUUAAAAUUUUGAAAAGCAGUAAUUCAAAAAACUCAAGUAAUGAUAAUGUUAGUAAUAUAAAAUAUAAUGAAACAUUUCAUGCAGAUACUUUAGAAUUAAAAACAGAUAUCUUAUCAAGUUAUAAUAAGAAUAAUUUAAUUUUACCUUUUAAUUUUUGUUUAGAUUUAUUAUAUAUAUUUUUAAAUAAUUAUGAAUGUUUUUUAGACAAUUUUGAAUUUUUCAAAUUAUUAAAAUUUGAAGUUAUAUAUAUAAUUCUAAUAUCAUUAAAAUAUGAUUUAGAUAUUGAUGUUUUUUAUAGGUGUCUAAAAAUUCUUAAAAUUAUCUGCAAUAAAUAUUUUGUAUAUUUCUUAGCAGAAAUUCAAUAUCUUCUUGAAGUAUUACAGAAAUAUUUAUGUUUAGUAAAGCCAUUUUCAAAACUAUAUAUAGUAUUAAAUUUCUUUUUUUAUUUGUUUGAUAACACAAGUACUUUCUUUUAUUUAUAUAAAUAUUUUUACUAUUACAGAAAUGCUAAUAAUAAAGAUGGCACUAAAUAUCAGGAGGAAACCAAAAAAUAUAUUCCUUCUUCUUAUGAUUAUAAAGAAAUCAAAAAUGUUAAAAAACAAGUAUCAAAUGAAGAAGGUAAUGAUACAAAAGAUAUUAUAUAUCCUAUUAAUAUAAAGCAUAAAUUUUCAAAUAAUGUUUUCGAUACAAACGACAAGACUAAUAAUAGUAUGAACAAAAUGGGGGACCUGUGUAAUAACGAAGAAAAUAAAAAAUUAUUUAAUAAUGAAGAAAUAAAACAUAAAAAAAGUGAAGAUAAAAUUGAAAAUGAAGCAGAUAAAUUAAAUAAUAAAAUCCAAUUUAAUGAUAAUACUGAUUUUAUUUUUACAAGAAUUGUUGAAUAUAUUAGUAAAAUAAUACAUGAGCUUUUAUUCUUACAUACUAUAGAUAUCACGAAAAUGUAUCCGUACCUUAAGGUAAUAAAAUACGAUAGAAUAUAUACAACUGAAACAAGGUUUGAUGAUAUAAUAAAUGAACUGAAGGAAAAAAAAAAAAAUAAUAACAAUAGUAAUAAUAAUAAUAGUAAUAGUAAUAAUAGUAAUAAUAAUAUUAUGAAUGAUAUGAACGAAAAACAUAAAAAGAGAAUAAUGCAAGAUAAAAUUCAAACUCCCAUGUGGAGAAAAGAAGAAAAGAAAAAUCAUAAAGAAAUAGAUGAAAAAAAUAAAAAAAUAUAUUUACAUAAUAAGAAUUCUUUUAAAGAUGAAAGACAAUUAUCCUUUUGUAAUUUUUUAAGUUACCCUAUUAUAUUACCAAAUUCAAUUGUAAAUCCAAGAGAAGAUUUUUAUUUAAGUAAAUUUUCUACAGAAAAAUUAAUGUGUAAAAUUUUAUUCGAUGAUUUAUUAUAUAAAGAUGUAGAUGAAAUACGAUUACUAGCAUCUUCUGUUGAUAGUAUAUUAUCUUUAGUUAAUUCCUUUUAUAUAAUAUUUUUAAACAUAUUAAAAAAAGAUAACAAUCCAUAUUGUUUUUCAACAGUAGAUAUGAAUGAUGAAAGAAUAAAACAUCAUCUGGAAAAUUUUCAUAUGGAAAGUACUAAUGUAAUGAAUAGUAAUAUUGAAAAGAAGAGUGGUAAUAAUAUUAAUGUUUAUCAAAACCACGUUUAUAAGAAUGGCAAUAAUAAUAAUACUAAAUAUAGUAUAUACAAUAUAGGGAAUGAAAAAAGUCGUGAUAAAUAUACAGAUAAUAUAAACGAUAUAUAUGAAAUGGAUGAAAAAAAAAAGACGUCUUAUUUUUAUUAUUUAAUACAACAAAGAAUACAAUAUUAUAAUCAUAAUGAUUCUGCUAAAAAUGGUUUUGUAAACAAUUCAAAGAUAGAGAAUCAAAGGAAGGAUAUAUAUCAAGAUAAUAAUAAUAAUAAUAAUAAUAAUAAUAAUAAUAACAAUAAUGAUAAUACAAGUGCUACAAGAAAAAAUGAUGAAUUUAAUAUAAACAUAAAAGAAGAAUUCGAAAACUCUAAUAAUAUAUUAUAUAACCAAGUAAAUAUUGAUUUUAAUGAAGAUAAGUCACUUUUUUCUUAUGUAUUUAAUUCAACUUGUAGAUAUAUCAUAUCAUGUAUUUGUUUAAUAUUUUCUUAUACUAAUACAUUAGAUGUUUGUUUUUUUAAUGGUUUCCAAAAAUUAAUAUUCAUUAGUUCUAAUCUAAAUGUAAAUAUAUGUACUGAUGCCUGUUUAAAAACAUUAACUAAAUGUAGUAGUAUAUUUACUUUAGAAAAUUCUCCUUUUUUUCUAAAUAUUCUUAAAAAUUUUGAGAAACAAGAAAACAAAAAUGAAAAUAAUAUUAAAGCAAAGAAAAACAAAUCAGGAAGUAAAACUGGUGCUCAUAAAAUAACUAGUGUUCAAAUGAAUAAUACAAAUAAGAAUAUAUCACCUAUAAAAAGGGAAUUAUAUGCAGAUGAUGUUUAUGAAAAUGUGGAGAAGAGUAUUCUUCCAUGCAAUAAUAUAUCUAUCAAAAAUAUAAAUAAUGUGAAUAAUGUGAAUAAUAUCAAUAAUGUGAAUAAUAUUAAUAAUGUGAAUAAUAUCAAUAAUGUGAAUAAUAUCAAUAAUGUAAAUAAUAUAAAUAAUGUGAAUAAUAUAAAUUUUGAAACAUCUGAAGAUAUGAGUAAUACUAAAAAUUCUAGAGACAAUAACUUUAAUGACAAAGAAGAACUGAUGAAAUGUGUUAAUACAAUAGUUCUUAAUAAGAAAAAGAAAAAAAGGAUGUCCUCGAAAAAUAAUGAAGAUAACGAUUUAUCAUAUGAUAGUAUUGAAGAACAAGAAUCUAAUACCUUUAAUACGAAAGAUUUGAAUAUAAGUAAAAGUAAAUUAAAUGAUACAGAUAUAAAAAACGAUAAUAUUAAUAAAAUGAAUACUGUGAAAGAUGUUAAUCUUUCUAAAUAUAAUAUAAAUCAUAGUAUUCAAUUUUGUGAUUCUUUAGAAAAAGAAAACGUGGUUAAUAAUAAUAACGAAUCAAAUAAAGAAAAAGUGAAUUAUUAUGACAUAAACAAUAUGACAAAUGAUAAUAUAAAUUAUUUAAAAGAGAAUUUUUCUAAACGAUUAAGUAUUGAAAGUGUCGAAGCGAAUUUCCUUACUUAUAAAAGAAUAUUAAAUGAUGAUUUAUUAAAAUAUUUUGAUGAUAUAAUUAGUAUAAUAUUACAAGAAUCUUAUUAUAUAAAUAAUGAUUUAAAUAAUAUAAAAUAUAUUUUAUCGAUAAAAGCUGUUAUUAGUAUAUAUUAUAUAUAUGGUGAUUAUUUACAUUUUGAUGAUUGGUUAAAAUUAAUAAAUUUAUUUGUUGAAAUUAAUUAUAUAUAUAAAUAUAUAUCUUCUAUAGAAAAUAAAACAAUUCAAUUUUUAAAUUUCUUUCAUCAUAUAAAUAAAAAUGAAGAAGAUAUUUCUUUUCCUAUUGAUAAAUAUGAUUCAGCUGAUGUUGAUCGAAAUAAUUAUUCACAAAAUAUUGAUUCUAAAAGUAUAGAAUUUUGUUAUUUUAUAUUGAGAUUUAUUCAAAAGAACCCAGUUUUAUGUGCAGAAACAACUGUCAUUUUUUCUUCUUUUGAUUAUUUUUUUAAAAAUACAAUUUUUUAUAACAUUUCAACAUUAAUUAAUAUAAUUAAUUCUAUACACUAUAUGAUAUUUAAUCAAUUCUUUAAACAGAAAAAAUUAAGUUGUAAGGAAUCGAAUAUAUUAUUGAAUGAAGAAGAAAUUAUUUGUAUUGAUACAAAAAAUAAUUCUACUUUAAAUUAUGAAAAUACUUUUGUAAAUAAUGACCAUAACGAAUGUAUUCUAGAGAAUAAUUAUUCUAUAAAUUAUGAUUAUAAUAAUAAUGAGAAAAAAAAAAAAAAAUUAUUAGUUGAUUCUUUUAAGGAUGAUGAAAAUAUGGGAAAUGCAAUAAAUGGAGGGGGGAAAAAAGUAUUAGUUGAUUCUUUUAAGGAUGAUGAAAAUAUUGCAAAUGAAAUAAAUGAGAAAAAAAAUGUAAUUAAUAAAUAUUUCAAUUUUUUAUACAAAAGUCAAGAUAUAUUUGAAAUAUUUUAUUUUUAUUUAUCCCAUUUUGAACCCAUAUAUAUGUCUUAUUUCGAAUAUUAUAGUGAUCUAUUUUUUAUAGAAAAGAAGAUGAAACAUAAAAAUAAUAAUACUUAUGGGAAUAAUAAAUGUAAUAGUAAUUAUCCUAUGAAUGUUAAUGAAGCUUUUGAUACAUGUGAGAAUGAAAGAAAUCAUAUGAAUGAUUCAUAUACUUAUUUAAAGAAAGAGAAAUAUAUUGUACUUAAGAAAUUAGAAAAGUCUUGUAUUUUUGAAGAUUUUUAUCCUUUAUAUAUGUUAGAAACGUUGUGUGUUAUAAACAUAAAUAAGAUAAGAUAUAUUUAUAACAAUUGUUGUAUUGAUAUAUUAUUAUUAUCUUUAUGUAAAAAUAAUGAUAUUCAAAAGAAAAGUAUAGAUACAUUAUAUAACAUAAUAAAAGAGUCUGUUGUAUAUUAUAAAUCAAAUUUUGAAAUGCAAUUUCUUUUGUUUAAACCUUUUUUCUUUUUUAUUGUAAAUCCUUAUAUAUCUUAUCGUUCAUAUUUUAUAUCAUCCUUUUUAAAUUUCAUUAGGAAAAAUGGAUCGUUUUUUCAUGAAGACAUGUGGUUGUUUGUUAUUUAUCUUUUAUAUGUAUCUUUACAAAAAGAAUUAAAAAAAAAAGUUUUAAAAGGAAAAAGGGGCAUUUCAAAAGAGGAAAUUCAUGAUGAAAUAAAAAUAAAAGAUGAUGUGGUUAAGACGGAUAAUAUUAGAGAGAAUAAAAAUUACAAAGAUAAAUCCAAAAUGAAUGAAAAAAAAAAUGAAAUUGAUGAAGAAAAUAUAUCUAUUAUUAAUAAUAUUUUUAAUAUUUUAGAAAUUAUUAUUGUAGAUUAUAUUGAAGAUGUGCCAGUAUGUGAAAUCAUGGAAAUAAUAAUUCACAUGCUCAUGUUAUUUUCUUCUUUAAAUAUUUUGAGUAAUAAUAUAUCCUUUCGAGCUAUUAAUUUUUCAUGGACUAUUGUAGAUUAUAUUAUAGAUCGUUCGAAUUUAAUUAAUAAAAAUAUAAAGAAUGAUAAUAAAAAACAAACAAAAAUAAACGGAAAUAAUGAAAAUAUGGUUAUGGAAAAGAAAUUAUUACACAUAUGUGUUAUAGAAAAUAGAAAAAUGUAUAUAUAUGAAAAUAAUAUAAAAAUGAAAAAUAUAAAAAUGAAAAAUUUCUUCAUAUUCAUUUUAUAUAAUUUAAUGAAAUUAUGUUUGGAUGAAAGAAUAGAAGUACGAAAUUGUAGUAUCAAAACAAUUAUGAGCAUAUUAUCUGCGCAUAUUUAUAAAUUUGAUUUUUUCUUUUAUAAAACUUCUAUCUGUUUAUUACUUAAAAGGUUAACACUUACUUAUUUUUAUAAAUUACAGGAAUAUUUUAAAUUGGAAAAAAAACAAGAUAUACAAAAUCACAAUUCAAGUAAUAUACCUCAUGAGGACUUAACAGUAUUUUGUGAAAAGAACGACAAAAAUAAUGGGGGAAUAUUACCAUCUCAUAUAUUGGAUAGUAAAAAAGAUAUAAUAUUAAAUGAACCUUUAGUAAAGGAUUAUGUUGAUCAUGAUAGUAAUAAUAAUAAUAAUGAUAAUAUGAAUAGUACAAAUUAUAAUUCACUUGAUGAAAAUAUUUCAAAAAAUUUAAAUCAAAAAAAUGAGGAUGAUAAUAUAACAUUGGUUCAUUCAAAUAGUAUGAAAAAAUAUAUUAGUAGUAAUAUUAAGAACCAAUUCAAAAAUAGCUUUUUAAAUAUAUGUGAUAGAGAAAAUGUGUAUGAAGUCGUGAAAAAAAAAAAGAAAAGAAAAGAAAAGGAAAUAAUAAAAGAAAUAAAAAAAGAAAAAAAAGAACUUUUAGAAGAUAUUGAUAUGAAUAUGAACAUAAAUAUAAAUAUACAUAAUAAUAAUAAUAUAGAAAAUAAUAAUUUAUUAGAGGAUGAAAAUAAAAAUUGCGAUUUAUAUGAUUAUGUAAAUGAAAAUUUUAGUACAAUUAUUAUUCAUCAUUCAAGAGAUAGUAAAUUGAAACAAUGGAUUGAAAGUUUUAUUUUAAUUAUUGAAGGUUGUAAUCGAAUAUUAUUAGAUCAAGAUAAUUAUAAGAAGUUUGAUUAUUUUUAUGAUAUAUUUAUAAAAAUAUUGAAAACUAUAUUAUUUAUUGAAUAUAAUAAUAAGAAUAUGUUUGAAUUACAUAUUUCUAUUAUACAAAUAUUAAAUAAUAUAUACAUGUCUAAAUUAAAUUAUUAUGGACCCUCCUAUUUUAAAAUGAAGAAUUAUAUAACACAUAAGAAAUGUAAUAAAUAUUAUGUAAAUAUCUUUGAUAAAAGCUUUUUUUAUAUAUAUAAAUAUGCACCCUCAAUUAUUGAUCAGAAAAUAAAAGAUUUUAUAUUAAAAAUUAUUUUAGAGAAUCUUAAAAAUAUAACGAGUGAAAAAUGGAUAUUUCACCAUUCUAUUAUUUAUUUUCAUAUGUUCCAUUUUUUAUUUCAAUAUACAGAUGUAAAUAUAGAAAAGGAAUAUCAUCAAAACAAUAAAGAAAAGCAUGAAAAAAAUUACUCCUUUUUAAAUUACUAUUCCAUAAUUAAUAAAUUAUAUUUUGAUUAUUUUAUAAGUACAUCGCAUUAUAUGAAUGAAAAAUUGCUACAAGGAGAAAUGACAAAUAUGGAGAAUCAAAAGAAUGACAAAAAAAAAAAAAUAGAUAAUAAAAAUAAAGAACAUAAUAAUAAUAAUAAUAAUAACUACAAUUCUGAUAAUCAUUAUAGUAGUGACCAUUUUUUAAACGAAGAUUUAAAAUUGGAUAAAGACACAUCAUGUAUAACUCAUCAUAACAUGGAAAUAAAAAAAAAUGUUAUUCUUACCGAUUCUACAGAUGAAUAUGAAAAUCCUUUAUUUUCAAAAAAUGCCUUUACUUUUGAUUAUAAAACAGAAGAAUCUAGUAAGGAUCCAUUAAAUAUUUAUAACAUUCUAGAAAACAACAAAGAUGUUUAUAAUAUAAAGUAUAAUAUAAUAUCUGAAAAUUUUAUAAAAAAAAAUAUAUAUGAAAUAUAUUUGAAUAAUAAUAAUUUGAUAACCUCAGAUCUUUUCAAAAUAUCUAUGUAUAUUUUUGAAACCUUAGAAUAUGAUGAUAUAAAUUUGCUAAUAAAUGAGGAACUUUUAAAUAGCUUAAAAUUAUUGAAAUAUCAUUUUUCUUAUGAUGAACAAAAGAUGGUUAUAUAUAAAGAAUUAAUAAAUUUCUUUUUUAACGAUAAUAUAUUGUUAAAUGAAAAUAACGAUGAAAUCAUAGAUAAAAUAGAAUUGAACGAUACAUAUAACAAACAAGAACUUGAUAUAAAUGAUUAUCACGAUAAAAAACAAGAAUAUAAAGAAUGUAAUAGAUUAUUUACAUUAAAUUAUAAAAAACUGUAUCCUUUAAAUAAUUAUAUAGAAGGUUUUCAAAUAUUUCAGAUAGCUUUUUUUAACCAUUUUAUUCCAUGUUAUAUAUUUUUUAUUCAUAAUAAAUUCAAUUUAUAUCCAAAUUAUCAACUUAAUAUAAUAUAUUCUAUAGUUUUAUGUAAUAUGAUAAAGCAGGAAUAUUAUACAGUAUAUUAUCAUGAUGAACAUCUUCUCGUGUCAUUUUUAAAUAUGUUCCCAUAUAUACUAGCUACUCAUUUGAAAUGUUUUCUUUAUAACCUUAAAAAUAAUUCAUGUUUUGUAUUCUACGAAAGUAUAAUUAUCUUAUUAAAAAUUACGUAUCAAAUGGUUUUGAAUUCGAAAAACAUCAUCAAGAAGAAUUUAUACAAAUAUUGGUACUCAGUCAUAUUUGCAGUUGAAAAGAUCCUAUUUGUGAACUGCAGCAAUGAUAAAAUCGAUAUGUUAGAUAUAAUGCUCAUAAAAUUUAUUAGGAAUAACUAUUUAUCAGAAAAUUCAGUGACCCCGUGGUUUAUAAAAAUAUACCUGACGAAAAUUAUAAGUGAACUUUAUGAUACAAAAAGAAGAGCCUUUUCAAGCUGGACACUUCAAAUUUUAUUUGAGGAGUAUGAAAAAAUGUCAAAAAAUAAUAAUAGUUAUCCUUACUAUACAACUUUUAUUACAAUACUUCUGUUGAAAAAAUGUGUAUUAACCCUGAAGAGUUUUUCUAGUGAGAAUAACAAGGAAAACAGUAGCGAUGAAAUUGUUUUUAUAUUAUACGAAAUGAAGAAAUUGAAAUGUUAUUAUUCCUUUAUUAAUAUGGAUAAUUCUACAAUAUUAAAAUCAUCAGAUGAAAAAGCCCACCUUUUUAUAUGUUAUCCAUAUCUAUUAGAUUGCUUAAAUACAGAAAAUAAAAAUGUUUUCACGACAGUAAAAGAACUAUUGAAACUUAUAUCCUAUCCAUUACGGCUUCAAUAA